Molecule: messenger RNA, 4291 nt
Organism: Myotis lucifugus (little brown bat)
Lineage: Eukaryota; Metazoa; Chordata; Mammalia; Chiroptera; Vespertilionidae
Gene: DPP10
Product: dipeptidyl peptidase like 10
Exons: 25
Coding region: 87-2327 (746 amino acids)
Biological process (GO): proteolysis
Molecular function (GO): serine-type peptidase activity; dipeptidyl-peptidase activity
Source: RefSeq, a predicted model, not a curated record
UGGGAAGUAACAGCCCUCCACAGAGAAACUGGAAGGGGAUUGCUAUUGCCCUGCUGGUGAUUUUAGUUGUAUGCUCACUCAUCACUAUGUCAGUCAUCCUCUUAACCCCAGAUGAACUUACAAAUUCAUCAGAAACCAGAUUGUCCUUGGAAGACCUCUUCAGGAAGGACUUAGUGCUGCGUGAUCCUGAAGCCCGAUGGAUCAAUGAUACAGAUGUGGUGUAUAAAAGCGAGAAUGGACAUGUCAUUAAACUGAAUAUAGAAACAAAUGCCACCACAUUAUUAUUGGAAAACACAACUUUUGGAACCUUCAAAGCAUCAAGACAUUCAGUUUCACCAGAUUUGAAAUAUGUUCUUCUGGCAUAUGAUGUCAAACAGAUUUUUCAUUAUUCGUAUACUGCUUCAUAUGUGAUUUACAACAUACACACUAGGGAAGUUUGGGAGUUAAACCCUCCAGAAGUAGCGGACUCCGUGUUGCAGUAUGCGGCCUGGGGUGUCCAAGGGCAGCAGCUGAUUUAUAUCUUUGAGAAUAAUAUCUACUAUCAACCUGAUAUAAAGAGCAGUUCAUUGCGACUGACAUCUUCUGGAAAAGAAGGAAUUAUUUUUAAUGGGAUUGCUGACUGGUUGUAUGAAGAAGAACUUCUGCAUUCUCACAUCGCCCACUGGUGGUCACCAGAUGGAGAAAGGCUUGCCUUCCUGAUGAUAAAUGAUUCACUGGUGCCUAACAUGGUCAUCCCUCGGUUUACCGGAGCGUUGUAUCCCAAAGGAAGGCAGUAUCCGUAUCCUAAGGCAGGUCAAGUGAACCCAACAAUCAAAUUAUAUGUUGUAAACCUAUAUGGACCAACUCAUACUUUGGAACUCAUGCCACCCGACAUCUUUAAAUCAAGAGAAUAUUAUAUCACAAUGGUUAAAUGGGUAAGCAAUACCAAGACAGUGGUCAGAUGGUUAAACCGACCUCAGAACAUUUCCAUCCUCACAGUCUGUGAGACCACAACUGGUGCUUGUAGUAGAAAAUACGAGAUGACAUCAGAUACGUGGCUCUCCAAGCAGAAUGAGGAGCCCGUGUUUUCUAGAGAUGGCAGCAAAUUCUUUAUGACAGUUCCUGUUAAGCAAGGGGGCCGUGGAGAAUUUCACCACAUAGCCAUGUUCCUCGUCCAGAGUAAAAGUGAGCAAAUAACCAUGCGGCAUCUAACAUCAGGAAACUGGGAAGUGAUAAAGAUCUUGGCAUACGAUGAAACUACUCAAAAAAUUUACUUUCUGAGCACGGAGUUUUCCCCCAGAGGGAGGCAGCUGUACAGUGCAUCUACCGAAGGAUUAUUGAAUCGUCGAUGCAUUUCAUGUGAUUUUAUGAAAGAACAAUGCACAUAUUUUGAUGCCAGUUUUAGUCCCAUGAAUCAACAUUUCUUAUUACUCUGUGAAGGUCCAGGGGUCCCAAUGGUCAGCCUACAUAGCACGGACAACCCAGCAAAAUAUUUUAUAUUGGAAAGCAAUUCCAAGCUAAAGGAAGCUAUCCUGAAGAAGAUAGUGAAGUCAGAAUUUAAAACGGUUCAUAUUGAUGACUAUGAACUUCCUUUACAGUUGUCCUAUCCCAAAGACUUUACGGAACGAAACAAGUAUGCUCUUCUGUUAAUAAUGGAUGAAGAACCGGGAAGCCAGCUGGUUACAGAUAAGUUCCACAUUGACUGGGACUCAGUGCUUGUCGACACAGAUAGCAUCAUCAUUGCGCGAUUCGAUGGCAGAGGAAGUGGAUUCCAGGGCCUGAAAAUUUUGCAGGAGAUUCAUCGAAGGUUAGGUUCAGUGGAAGCAAAGGACCAAAUAACAGCUGUGAAAUCUUUACUGCAACUACCAUACAUUGACUCCAAUAGAUUAAGCAUUUUUGGAAAGGGGUAUGGUGGCUAUGUUGCAUCAAUGAUCUUAAAAUCAGAUGAAAAGCUUUUUAAAUGUGGAUCAGUAAUUGCACCCAUCACUGACUUGAAGUUGUAUGCUUCAGCUUUCUCUGAAAGAUACCUUGGUAUGCCAUCUAAAGAAGAAAGCACAUACCAGGCAUCAAGUGUGCUACAUAAUAUCCAUGGCUUAAAAGAAGAAAAUAUAUUAAUAAUUCAUGGGACUGCUGACACAAAAGUUCAUUUCCAGCACUCAGCAGAAUUAAUAAAACACCUAAUAAAAGCUGAAGUGAAUUAUACUAUGCAGGUCUAUCCAGAUGAAGGUCAUAGCAUAUCUGAAAAGAGCAAGUAUCAUCUCUACAGCACAAUCCUCAGAUUCUUCAGUGAUUGCUUAAAGGAAGAAAUAUCCAUGAUCCCACAGGAACCAGAAGAAGAAGAUGAAUAAUGGACUCUAUAUAGAACUAAGGGGAUAUUGAGGCUCAAUGAAAUCUAACCAAGAGACUGUAAUAUUGUAGAUGCUGCAGAAUUCCAAGGGCAGCUUGAGGAGAUGACACUGGAACAGCACACUCAGAGACAAUAAACUAGAAUUUGAAUACAGAUGUCCAAGUCUACUGUUUUGCCAAGGGUGCAGAACCUGUUUCUUUGUGUAAGGAAGGUCAAAUGGUUGGUUUCUUAGGAGAAAUUAGUUUUGCAUUAAAGUAGGAAUAGUGCAUGUUUUUUUCUGUUAUCCCCUCUUUGUUCUGUAACUAGUUGUUCUCGUUUUAAUUUUAAUGGCCACCAUCUUUGAAUACAAUGCACAACAUAUCAGUACUAUGGUCCCUGAUCUUUGGUGGCUGAGCGGCAGUCUAACACUUUACUGUACCUUUACAAUAAGUGCAAUUCCUUCAUUGCCUAUUAUUAUGCUUAAGAAAAUAUUCAGUUAAUAAAAAGAGGCUAUUUUAUGUAAUUUCUGUUUACAAAAAAAAGCAUUGUUAAAUGGGUCAAAGGUCAUGUAGAAAUAUGGAUUUUAGCACCUUCCAAAGUUCAGCCAGUUACCAGUAGAUAUGAUAUUGUUAAACCAACACACAAGUGUGCGUUGAACAAUAUAUAUAUACACACUUGUGCAUAUGCAAUCAAUAAAUUUAUCUUUACAUGUUAUUCAUGCUACAAAGGAUAAACUUUUGAUGAACUAGAAGAAAUGCUCUUUUACAGGCUAUAAUGGAAGCUUUGUUUAAUGAGCCAAAUAUGAUGAAACAUUUUUUUCAAUUCAAAUUCUAGCUAUUGCUUUCCUCUAAAUGUUUGGGUUGUGUUUGGUAUCGUUUUUAGUGGUUAAUAGUUUUCUAGUUGCAAUUUAAUUAUUUGGAUAUGAUACCUUGUCACUUGUAAAUUAGAUACUGAAAUAUUAAAUUAUAGUUUCUGAUAAAGAACUUUUGUUAACAAUGCAAUGCCACUGAGUACUAUUUUGCUCUUUUGGCGGAGAAGGCUUUUUUAAAAACACUUGGUCCUUUUACUUCUCUCCCUCAAUUCAGAAUCAAUUCUCUUUUUCAUUGUAAAAGCAAAGAGCUGGAUUAUUUCUUUUGCUAGUUCCUAUUUAGUAUUUGGUGCCUGCCCAAUUCACCUGUUACUGUUUAAUUUCAAUAUUUCUAGAGUUAGAAACGAAAUAUUUUUUAUUCAUUGAUGAAAAGUUCACAAACAGCAGUGUCUGCUGUUAACUUGAGAUGAAGGCACAAGACGCAUUCAUUCCUGGUCUGUGCUAACUUGCAGUGGUAAGCAACUGAGAAAGUAAAAUAAACUUCACUGUCUGAAGUCAAUGUAAGUCAUGAGGGGAUUAAAUUUGGUGACUAAAGUCUGAGUAUCUUCGCACUUUACUUUAAGGAUCGUCCAGAUGAUAUCGAAACAUCUGGAAAAGUUAAGCUAAAUCUAGGUAAUACACUAUAUUUUUGUGGUUUUAAAAAUUCCUUAGUACAGGCUGAGUAAACAUGACAUUAGAAGACCAGGAGGAAACUUAAAAAUGUCACAGAAUUGCUCCUAUUCUGUCAACCCCCAAAUCUGGCUAUUUGGAAAUGUGUGAGUCAUUUGGGGAUAUUCUGUUCUUCUUCUGAAUGCAUUGGAAUUGUGUCCUCACUGCUCCAUUGAAUUCAAUUUAAAAUGAGAAAGGCUCUUUUCUGAAAGACUCAUUUCAGGUCUUUCUCAAGAAUAGUAAACACAUUAAAAAAAGGUUGUAAUAUUUCAAAGGAAAGUUUUGCCUAUUUUAUUAAGAUGGAAAUUUCUUUUAAAGCUGAUUUAAAGUCCAACGGAAGGUUUUUAAUCAAUAUUUUAAAUUUCAACCACUAGAGAUUUUUAUGAUGCAAAUAAUUAUGUUGUCUGAAAGAUGUGGUUUUAUUGAAUGUCUAUUUGAGUAACAUUUAAAAAGUAUUUACCUUUUACUGU